AUGGCCCUUGUUGGCUUUUUAACCUUUGGAUUAACUCAAGUCCUCUGCUCUCGUCCACCCCUUAGCUUUCACACAAUUGGUGAAGGCUAUAUCAUUGUUCAUGGUUGGGCAUACCUACUAGCUUCAUGGAACCAACAUCCACCCAUACCUAACAGUAAUGAAACUCACUUAAACGUCAUCUAUGAACCUAUCUUGGCUAGUCGAAAGGAUGCCUCAUUUCUAUUUCAAAAUAUGCAAGGAGGAUGCUCAGAUGUGAUUGUACCUAGAGAGCCACAACUUGCUUACUUUCCUUGUCAAUUAUUUGAUCAUCAAUUCAUCCCAAGCGCUAUGACUUUUAACGAUCAUACAUCUUGCCACAAUGUGAAGAAAACUUCCAAGUUUUUUGAAGAUCUUAGAGAACAUGGAAUACUUAAUUCUGAAGGGAAUUAUGAUAAAGGGGGAAGAGUUUCUUAUUAUUGGAAUGAUAUUAAUACCACUUCACAUCUUGCAGUCUAUAAUAAUUAUGUUUUGAAUUUAAAUUUACUUUCAGCAUUACCUCAAUCACUCUUUGUUUUGCCUCAUGAGGGUCUCAUCGAAAGUAUCUUGAAAAAUGUGAGUAUAUUUGGUGGACAAGAUAUUACACAUACUGUUUACCGUAAUACAACUUGGAAACAAGAGGCUGAAUGUCUCUUAGAGAUCAUUAAAGUUGGAGAAAUGGAUACAGAAAACUUUGGAUGUCUUGUAUCGGAUGUUAUCCUUUAUACCUCACUCAUAGUCAUUUUGGGUGUCAUUUUGAUUAAAUUUGGUUUAGCUGUCAUCUUUGGCUGGUUCCUAUCUUGGAAAUUGGGCAACUUCAAGCCACAAAGCUAUAAGGACCGUAUGCAGCGUGAUCGCGACAUUGAAGACUGGACAAAGAACAUGCAAGUCGCUGUAACAAACCCUUAUUUGGAUCUGGCGAUACACAAAAAACGAACCAUCAUGCCACGUAAGUCUCGAUUUACUUUACCUGAUACAGGAUCCAUGCAUUUUAAUGCUGAUCGAACAACAACCAGUAUAUGGAAACAUGCAAAUUCAUCGCGUAUCUUUGCAAAUGGCUCAGGGAUCUUAACCCUACGUCCUACUCUAUCCACAACAGAGUUUAGUGUUUCUCAGAAUAAUUCAAGACAGUCAACAGACACAUCCAAUUCACAACAAACAACCCAUUGUCCGUACGGAAUAUCCUCUUUUGUACCUCAACUUACCCCUAUUACUGCAACUGCUAAUUCUUCUUCUACUACUACUACUACAACAACAAAUCUAGCUCAUACUAUAUGUCUAGUUACAUGUUAUUCGGAAGGCGAAGAAGGUCUUCGGACUACUUUGGAUAGUAUUGCUACUACUGACUUUCCUAACUCUCACAAGCUUAUUUUGGUUAUUGCUGAUGGACUCAUUAUCGGUCAUGGUAACGCCCUUUCGACCCCCGAUAUUUGUCUUUCUCUCAUGUCGAACUUUUUAGUGGAUCCAGCCAAGGUAGAAGCUGCCUCCUAUGUAGCCAUCGCAGAUGGUACGAAACGACACAACAUGGCCAAAAUUUAUGCGGGCUUCUAUAAGCAGGUUCCAAUGCUUACGAUCGUCAAGUGUGGGACAGCCAGUGAAGAAUCGGAAGCAAAGCCAGGUAAUCGAGGUAAACGGGACUCUCAAGUCAUCUUGAUGUCAUUCUUACAAAAGGUGAUGUUUGACGAACGCAUGACAGCACUUGAAUAUGAAAUGUUCGUAAACUGGUGGCGUAUCACGGGCGUCAGCCCUGAUCGUUAUGAGAUUGUCUUGAUGGUAGAUGCAGAUACCAAAAUUUAUACAGAUAGUCUAUCGAAACUUGUGAGUUGUAUGGUCAAUGACCCAGACGUGAUGGGUCUAUGUGGAGAAACAAAGAUUGGUAAUAAAUGUGAUAGUUGGGUCUCCAUGAUACAAGUCUUUGAAUAUUAUAUCUCUCAUCAUCAAUCCAAGGCAUUUGAAUCUAUCUUUGGUGGUGUGACAUGUUUACCAGGCUGUUUCUGUAUGUAUCGAAUAAAGGCCCCCAAGGGGACCCAGGGCCAUUGGGUACCUAUUCUAGCUAACCCUGAUAUUAUUGAACGAUACUCUGAAAACGUGGUUGACACACUUCACAAAAAGAACUUAUUAUUAUUAGGUGAGGAUAGAUAUCUAUCUACUUUAAUGCUCAAAACUUUUCCACGACGCAAGAUGUUAUUUGUGCCUCAGGCAGUUUGCAAGACGGUGGUACCGGAUACCUUCACGGUUCUAUUAUCACAACGUCGUCGAUGGAUCAACUCAACGAUUCACAACUUGAUGGAACUAGUGCUUGUAAAGGAUCUCUGUGGGACCUUUUGCUUUUCGAUGCAGUUUGUCGUCUUUAUGGAAUUAGUGGGUACCUUAGCACUACCAGCUGCUAUUAGUUUUACCAUGUAUUUGAUAGUCUUGGCCAUCUUGGGAGAACCCGCGAUUCUUUCGCUUAUCUUGUUAGCCUUGAUCUUGGGUUUGCCUGCAGUCUUGAUUGUGAUGACGAGCCGUAAGUGGGUCUAUGUAGGAUGGAUGGUGAUCUAUUUAUUUAGUUUGCCUGUUUGGAAUUUCGUACUACCAGUUUAUGCCUACUGGCACUUUGAUGAUUUUACUUGGGGGGAGACACGUAAGGUUGAGGGUGAUACGAAUAAAGGACAUGGAGAUAAAGAAGGUGAGUUUGAUUCAUCUCAAAUUACAAUGAAGAAAUGGAGUGAAUUUGAAAGGGAACGUAAAUUAAAAGAAGCGGAGGAACGUUCAAGAGCCAUGUUUAAAGAAAUGGUAGCAGCAGCUCCAACUCGUUUAUCAUUUGAAUUAGAUCGAUCUACAUUAACCACAUUGAUCGAAUCAAGUUUAGGAACAAUUCAGAAUAGUUCAUCGCAAGAAGAGAGCUUAGACAAUGAAAUUUGGCAGUGGAGAAAAAGCUUAGAUGUAAUGUCGUCAACAAAUGAUAGUUGGAAACAAAGCAUUUUGGAUACCAUUCAGAAAUAG
Molecule: messenger RNA, 3000 nt
Organism: Cokeromyces recurvatus
Lineage: Eukaryota; Fungi; Mucoromycota; Mucoromycetes; Mucorales; Mucoraceae
Product: chitin synthase-domain-containing protein
Exons: 2
Coding region: 1-3000 (999 amino acids)
Cellular component (GO): cell septum; cell periphery
Molecular function (GO): chitin synthase activity
Source: RefSeq, a predicted model, not a curated record